UGACCACCCAAAAACAGGUGACCUUGCACACUCCCUCCUCCUCCUUCAACAGAUGGUGCAAGGCUCCUCCUCCCUUCUCUCUCCCACUUUAUCUUAUCCAUCACUGUAAUCUGCGAACAAAGAAAAAUCGUAUCUUCGCUGCUACGGAGCCUCUUCGGAAACCCCUUUCGAGCUUUCCCUCCGAAUUUUUAUUGCGCCUUUAUUCCCUCUGUCUCUCUCUGAUUGAAACUUUAAUCCACCAUUUCACAUGUUUUAAAAAUCUCAUCUCUUUCACUUUUUGUUCCCCAUUUUUUAUUUCAAUUCUCAGGCUUUUUCCGAUCCCAGUCUCUCUUGGGUAGUUCUUGUUUUCUGAUAUUUUCUUGAAUCUGUAAUUUUUUCUUGGAAAUUUUGGUUAUUGCAAUUCUGGGUCACUUCGAUUUCAGCUUAUCUUUCACUUUUCGUUUCUGGGCAAUCUGAGAUCUCAAUUUCUGAAACUGGGUUGUGGUGAUUUCGAUCCAAUUUGAUUGUUUUCUUUCGAAUUUCAAUCCCAAGGCAAUGUCAGAGGGCUAUGCAAUCGAGCUUUACUUCGAUCCAGCCCUCGAAAACCAGGUCUUGAAGGCUUGGAACGUGCUCGCCCGCCGUCAGAUUAGUACCCAGCUUAUCGAAAUCGAAUCACGACCUCACAUCACCCUCUUCUCAAGUCCCUUUAUUGAACCCGCCAAGCUCGAAAACGUGAUCAGAACCUUCGCUUCCAAGCAAGAGCCUCUGGCCUUGUCUUUCUCUUCGAUCGGGAGCCUCCCAAAUGACAACAACGUCCUGUUUCUGUCGCCAACUCCGUCGGUUUCGUUGCUGCAGUUUCAGUCCCAAUUGUGUGAGGCAAUGAAGAAAGAAGGUGUGGAAAUUGGGGAGGAGUAUCGCACUGACUGCUGGGUUCCUUACUGUGCUGUCGCUCAGGAAGCGCCGAAGACUCGAAUGGCGGAGGCAUUCUGCGUGUUGCGGGACUUGAAGUUGCCGGUUGCAGGGUAUGCCAUGGAUAUUGGAUUGGUGGAGUUUUCGCCGGUUCGCGAGCUGUUCUCGUUUGUGCUAGAUAAUUCUGAAACCUAUCUGCUUCAACAAUCUAGCUAUGGUUUGUGGUAAUCGUACUUCUCAGACUCUUCCCUCUGUGUGAUUGAGCCAAGAGUUCUUCUAUGGCUUUGCUGUACUGUUGGCUGAAAUUGGCCUUCCGUUUGUGUGCAUGACUGUGUGUGUAAAGCAUCUCUGAAUCUCCGUUGUUAUGUAGGAUCUCUUUUCGCAUAUUUACCAAAUUUCAGGUGCAUGUUUUAUGUCUGAUGUGAAAGGAUACCCUGGCUUCCCAAAAUCUGCUGAAUAUUUGGGAAAGUUUAUAAACAUGUUGGAGGUACUCGAUUUAACAUAUGUUAAUUAUGAAAGAUAGAAUGUAAGGAUUUGAAAUUUA
This is a messenger RNA of Pyrus x bretschneideri (Chinese white pear), 1432 nucleotides long. RefSeq lists its product as uncharacterized. The record is from RefSeq and is a predicted model, not a curated record. The transcript has 2 exons. Lineage: Eukaryota; Viridiplantae; Streptophyta; Magnoliopsida; Rosales; Rosaceae. The coding region runs from base 535 to 1116 and encodes 193 amino acids.